This is a messenger RNA of Phyllostomus hastatus (greater spear-nosed bat), 3336 nucleotides long. RefSeq names its product ataxin 7 like 3B (gene ATXN7L3B). The record is from RefSeq and is a predicted model, not a curated record. Lineage: Eukaryota; Metazoa; Chordata; Mammalia; Chiroptera; Phyllostomidae. The coding region runs from base 49 to 342 and encodes 97 amino acids. Gene Ontology annotation, biological process: regulation of gene expression. The transcript has a single exon.
UGCUGUGAGUAAUACGAGCGACCUCUCCACGGUCGUUUACAGAUUAAAAUGGAGGAAAUUUCGUUGGCUAACCUGGAUACUAACAAGCUAGAGGCCAUCGCUCAGGAGAUAUACGUAGACCUGAUAGAGGAUUCUUGUUUGGGCUUCUGCUUUGAGGUGCACCGGGCAGUCAAGUGUGGCUACUUCUACCUGGAGUUCGCGGACACUGGUAGUGUGAAGGAUUUUGGCAUUCAACCAGUGGAAGAUAAAGGAGCGUGCCGCCUCCCGCUCUGCUCCCUUCCUGGAGAAUCUGGGAAUGGGCCUGAUCAGCAGCUGCAACGCUCACCUCCGGAAUUCCAGUAGCUGCAACAUGAGAAAGCCUGAGAGUGACCAGGACAAUAACAUAGACCGGUCCUGUGGUCGGGAGUAGGUAGCUAAACAGGAAAAAAUAAAUAAAAAAGAGAAAAGUCCCAAUUCACACUGAAAAUUCUUUAAAAGCCUUUAAAAACCCAAAGUGGAGAACUUAAGAAUUUGGAUUGUUUUAUAAGUAUAUUACUUAGGUUCAGCUUUGAAACCCUGGGCAGGAGGAGCUGUGCAUCUUGUACGCCAUGCAAUGCAGGUUGAUCUCUAAACACAUCAGGACAGCAGGAAGUGCACAAGACCCCUGUACUGUCGCCCAGCAGAUAAGAUCCUUUGGUUUCUUAUCCUUUCAGUCUGCCUGAGUCAAGGGCUUCCUGGAUAACUGACACUUUGGACAUAACUGAUGGUCAGGCCUUUAUCUUUGGGCCUCAGUGGGACUGCUCCUCUGAUCUCUGAGCCUUUGAUUUGGGCUUCUCCAAGACAAAAUGAAAGUCAGGUGUAAGAUCUGGAUACUAACAAUUCCAGUUUGGGAAAAUGGAGAAAAGGAAUUUCCUGCCGAGUCUGGUAGGGGAAGCUGUGGUCCUGGUUCCAACAAGAAGAAAAAGUGAAAGCCACCAGUUUCCCAAGGGUCCAGCACUUACAAUGACUUCAACGGACUUGGGGACAAGGGCUAGCCUUUUGCUGAAUGGAGCCCUCUUUCCGGCACCCAUCUGGUGGUAUAGGCUUAGCAAAAUGGACACAUUGGUUAUCCAGGCAGGUUGAGGAUUUGGUUAUGGUCCCUUGGGGAGGUAGCAGGGGCCUCUGCAACUAUGCACGAUCGCUCAAACCGCAAGAUUCAUAUCUGGAUAUAUUACUCUGUGGACAACAGUCUGGUGGGGCAGUCAUUUUCCUACUCUGAGUUAUAAUUACAAAGUCCAUGGGUCUGACUUGGUCAUUAUGACAGAUCACUACCUGCCUUCUACCCUAGGGACAGGCCUCAAAUAUAAAGAAGCAUGGUGGCUGUGCAGGAGACUGUGGUUUGAAAGCUGAGCCCAGAGGGGACCUCUUCUAGAAGCCCUGAAUAAUGUGAAUGGGUGAGUGUUAGGAGCCGAGGAGCAGGACUGGGUUUUCUCCCAUCUGCCUGUGCAAUGUCCUAUUGAAUGCCACUGCUCCUUGGGUUGUACAGUCACAGAGCUCUGCUAUGGUGAACCUGUAGACUGUCACCACCUUCUUUGCCCCUCACAAGGGGCAGCCCUUUCCACUUGGUCCUCUUUGGACCUUAAUUAUAGAAGCUAUUGUUUGUUGUUGAAAGUAAAGGAAGGGUCCCCAGAAAUCUCUUGGCUUCAAGGAAUGGGAUAGAAGAGAUUGGAAAGUGUGAGCCGGUAUCAGAACUACCCUCCACUUAGUUCUGAUUGAGGGUUUAUGAAUUGUAGAGGGCUGGGAGCCCCAAGGUGAGCAGGAACGGUGCUGCUUUAUUUGAAAUGUUUUCUUACCUCAUUCUGUGUCCAGUAAGGGUCCCAGCCUCAUCUGUCUGGCUUGGCCCUGUGUUCCUCCUGUUACCUGCUCCACUACCUAUCUGGUGCGGCUCAUGACUCCAGGUGCUGCCUGCCACUCUGCUUUCACGGUGACCAGUUUCAUUUCAUCUCUUGAUGUUCCUGCUUCUGAAGCCUGUCCAGUUUCCUUUUCCUUAGCUUCUUUUGUUUUUUUCCUAGCUUUUAUGGGAGACUCAGAAGAAUCUUUCUUGUGGCUCCCUCUGAUGGGAUUAGGAUGGGAAGAAAACCUAAUUGUAAAUGAAAGGCAAUGUGAUUCCUAAGCCUUUCUUGGAUAGGACUGCCUUGCUAAUAUGCCUUCCUGUUGUGUCUUACUUUACGAGGAGCUGUAUCUUCCCACUUCCACUUGGAUAUUGCUUCUUAGGACCUAAGCAGAAGAGCAGAAAGGCUAGAGACACAUACAUGGGUGGAGUGGGUCCUGACCCUAUUUCUCUGACACUGGCUGUGCAUGUAUCCUUCCUUAUUCCAGAAGAAAUAAUUUGGACUCUAUGGACUGAUUUGGGUUACAUACUCUAGAAGAUUCAGGAAAUCAUAGUAAUAGGGCCUCAAGACUGGUGAUUACUGCAUUCCUCCCAUAGAGUUGUCCUGGUCAGGAUAGUGGCCUAGUUACAGAUUUGUCUUAAGUCUAAGAAUUGUGAUUACUUUUUAAGAAGUCAAACCUUGACAAGAGCUAAAAUAACUGGGUAAUCAGCCCUUGGCUUUUUAUAGAUAAUUCCUUCUAAGGGAAUAUAGAGGUAAAGGAGGGUGUAAGUGAGAUUCUGGCCUACUUCCAGAUAAUGUCUGGGAAACAAGUGGAGGGUAAGGCCAUGGUCUACUCUUCCUUCAGAGGCGGAGCUCAGAUUGUGGCAUUACCAUUUUCUUUCUGGCCUUUUCUCCUGGUUAGAGGAGGAAGUGGGAAGUUCAUAUUAUCUGUCACUCUUGUUUUUUGUGUUCUGUCCCCCACUAUUAGGGCAGUAGCCCCCUGCCCUGGAUGGCUAUAAGGUGGGCUGGAACAAACUAACUCCUUAUGUUUUGGUGGAGAUAAUGCUCCCUACCAUAGUUGACAUUGGUUAGAAACUCUCCCUUUCCCUACUUAUCUUCCCUUUAACAGCAAAAUUCCUAUCCUUUCCUCCUCAAUUAAAUGUAUUGAUCACCCUGUAAUUCUAUUAUGUAUCUGUGUGUGUGUGUGUGUAUGGGGGUAAAGGGGUUCUCUACAAAUUUUUUGUGGUUUGUGGCUUAUUCUUCCAACAUUAGUUCCUAUCACCGCAUGCACAGGGGCCAUUGCCUAGCAUUAUCGCAUGCUGGGAUCAUUGGGGAAGUGUAGUGAAACUCACCCCUGUCCUUCGUUUUGGAGAGUCUUAUUUUUGCAUAAGUAGUCCGUCCUAUGCAGAUUGCUAACUGUGUAUGCCCUUUGCCCCUAUGGCUGCUGGUGUAUAUAAACUGCAUCUCCCCCCUUGGUAAACAGUAAUAAUAAAAUUUUAAAAAAUGA